AUGGCUUGUACUGUGUUUGAUGGCACUGGUAUUGAUAGUGAGGUUUGUAAAAGAAUAAGGAAAAUCCGCAAAGUUUUGUCGCAGUGUUCGAAUCAUGUUUUCGUUACCCGAGCACUCAUUUUACUGGCUCGACAAAAUUUAAAGGUUAUGGGGAUGGAAAAGGAAAAGGACUGUGGGGCGUCUGUUAUUUUGUUAAUUACUGGGGAUCAUCACUAUUUAUGGACUUGUACGAAUAAAUUCAUCAUUCGUUUGGAAUGUUCAUCUAAUUGCUGGACAUUGCUACACCGACCAAUGGAAAUUGGUGUUUGUUGGUUAAAAAGGGAAAUAAAUCCGGAUGGCUGCAUCAAGUUGGAUUGCUAA
This is a messenger RNA of Loa loa (African eye worm), 360 nucleotides long. RefSeq lists its product as hypothetical. The record is from RefSeq and is a predicted model, not a curated record. Bases 1 to 360 code for a protein of 119 amino acids. NCBI's taxonomy places the organism in Eukaryota, Metazoa, Nematoda, Chromadorea, Rhabditida, Onchocercidae. The transcript is spliced from 5 exons.